Messenger RNA from Prosopis cineraria, 3307 nucleotides. Its product is annotated as probable LRR receptor-like serine/threonine-protein kinase At3g47570. The record is from RefSeq and is a predicted model, not a curated record. The coding region runs from base 69 to 3161 and encodes 1030 amino acids. Gene Ontology annotation, biological process: protein phosphorylation. Gene Ontology annotation, molecular function: protein kinase activity; protein binding; ATP binding. The transcript has 2 exons. Lineage: Eukaryota; Viridiplantae; Streptophyta; Magnoliopsida; Fabales; Fabaceae.
GUUGCAAGCCAAUUCCUUUACAAAGGGCUCUCUCAAAGUAGCCUAGCUUGUGUUUCUCAAUCAAUCAAAUGAAGCCUUCAUUUGUCAUGUUUCUCGCCAUUUUGCCUAUAUGCCUUCGCUUCUUUCUCUUCUUUGCUUUCAUCAUUCCUCCUUGCAAAGCUAUCUCUUCAUUGGGAAAUGACACUGACCACCUGUCUUUGCUCAAAUUCAAGGAAUCAAUAUCCGACGAUCCACACCAUAUCUUGGACUCUUGGAAUGCAACUGCACACUUCUGCAACUGGCACGGAGUCACUUGUGGCCACAAGCAUCAUAGAGUUAUAGAGCUGCGGUUAAAUGGAUAUGGCUUGCGUGGAUCUAUAACUCGACAUAUUGGUAAUCUCUCCUUCCUAAGAGUCAUUGUUCUUGACAACAAUAUGUUUCACGGAGAAAUCCCACAAGAAUUAGGUCGUUUAUUUCGGUUGCAAACACUUUUCAUUAGCAACAAUACACUAAGUGAGAAAUUUCCUGUCAACAUCACAAAUUGCUCUCAGCUCAGGAACUUAUCAUUUGGUGGAAAUAAUCUAACUGGCAAGAUACCGAUGGAGAUCGGCUAUCUCCAUAAGCUUGAAAGAUUGCUUCUGCCUAAAAACAACUUGAGUGGGAAAAUCCCAAUGUCCAUGUGGAAUCUUUCUUCCCUUGCUUUUCUUUCAUUGGCUGGUAAUAACCUGGAGGGGAGUAUCCCUGAAGAAAUAGGCAUUCUACAAAAGUUGAGAUUUUUUACUGUAGGCGACAACAAGCUUUCUGGUGCAAUUCCUUCUUCUCUUUACAACUUGUCAUCUCUCUAUCUACUUGGAGUUUUUUUAAAUCAAAUUAAUUGCUCUCUCCCAGCCACCAUGUUCAUCAACCUCCCAAAUCUCCAAUACAUGGAUCUUGAAGGCAAUCAAUUCUCAGGUCCUGUCCCAACAUCCAUUGUAAAUGCGACAACGCUUGCACAAAUCUCUAUAGGAGGAAAUAACUUUGUAGGGCAAAUUCCAAAUCUUGGAAAGUUGCGCGACCUCUACUUUCUAGAGUUCGCUUAUAAUAGUAUGGGAAGUAAUUCUUCUAAGGACUGGGAGUUUCUAACUUCUUUGAGCAACUGCAGCAAGUUGAACGUGCUAGCAUUCUCGCAAAAUAACUUUGGGGGCCACUUACCAAAUACCAUAGGUAAUUUGUCUACUCAACUCACAUCACUUUAUCUUUCAUAUAAUCAAAUAUCUGGCAAAAUUCCUGCGGCCUUUGGAAACCUCGUUAACCUGACGUUCCUAGAAAUGGACAUGAAUUAUUUCACUGACAUCAUCCCAAUCACUUUUGGGGAGUUUCAACAGAUGCAAUACUUGUCUUUGAGUGGAAAUCAAUUUUCUGGAGAAAUAACACACUUCAUAGGCAAUCUCACUCGGCUAUUUCACCUAGAUUUGUCAAAUAAUGAGUUAGAAGGCCAAGUUCCUCCAAGUAUUGGGAAUUGUGAAAGUUUACAAUAUCUUGAUAUGUCACAAAACAAUUUUAAUGGAGCUAUACCAGUCCAGAUGAUAAGCCUUUCAUCUUUAUCAAUUUUACUGAACUUGUCAUACAAUUCUUUCAGUGAUGAUCUCCCCGAGGAGGUAGGGAAGUUAACAAAUAUUGGUCAAUUGGAUGUCUCACACAAUCGUCUGUAUGGAAAUAUUCCUCAAUCCAUUGGAGAUUGCCAAAGCCUAGAGUAUCUCUUGUUGCAAGGGAAUUUCUUUCAAGAAACGAUCCCCUUAUCUUUGGCUUCAUUAAAAGGUCUCAGAUAUCUAGACUUGUCACAAAAUAACUUGUCUGGAUCAAUUCCAAAAGGCAUACAGGAUAUUACUUCUUUGACGUACCUAAAUGUUUCCUUCAACAUGCUUGAAGGGGAGGUACCAAACGAAGGUGUCUUUGGCAAUGCAAGUGCAAUAUCACUUAUGGGAAAUAAUAAGUUUUGUGGAGGCAUUUCAAAGCUAGGACUCCCACCUUGCCCUCUCAAAUCUGUGGGAGAAAGAAAACAUCCUAAUUUCAAGAUGAUAGUAUCUGUAAGUGGUGUGACUGCAUUUCUUCUUCUAUUAUCUAUUGUUGCCAUUUAUCAUCUUAGGAAAAGAAGCAACAAAUAUUCUUCAGAUUCACCAUCAAUUGACAUGCUUUCAAAAGUAUCAUAUCAAAAGUUACACAAUGCUACUGAUGGGUUCUCUAUCAACCAUUUGAUAGGAUCUGGGAGUGUAGGCUCUGUAUAUAAGUGCCGAUUGGAAUCUGAAGAAGUUGCAAUAAAGGUAAUCAACCUUCAAAUCAGGGGAGCCCAGAAGAGUUUUGUGGCCGAAUGUAAUGCACUUAAAAAUACAAGGCAUCGAAAUCUGGUAAAGAUUUUAACAUGUUGCUCCAGCAUUGAUUACAAGGGACUAGAAUUCAAAGCUCUAGUCUAUGAGUAUAUGGUGAAUGGAAGCUUGGAAAAAUGGUUGCAUCCUAACAAAACAGAAAAUGCAGAGUAUAAUCCAAGAAAUUUGCUCCUUGAUCAAAUACUGAAUGUUCUUGUUGAUGUUUCUUCUGCUUUACACUAUCUUCACUAUGAAUGUGAGCAACCUCUUGUUCAUUGCGAUAUAAAGCCAAGUAAUAUCCUUCUUGAUGGCAACAUGGUUGCUCAUUUGAGUGAUUUUGGAAUAGCAAGACUACUCUCAAUUGCUGAAGGCAAUUCUAAUAAGCAAAGCAGCACGAUUGGAAUCAAGGGUACAUUUGGCUAUGUUCCUCCAGAAUAUGGAAUGGGUUUCGAGGUAUCAAGACAGGGUGACAUGUACAGUUUUGGCAUUCUUGUUUUAGAGACGCUAACAGGUAGAAGACCCAUGGAAAAUAUGUUUAAAGAUGGUCAAAAUAUCCAUGAAUACGUGAAAAGGGCAUUUCCUGAUAAGCUUUUGCAGAUUGUGAACCCUACUAUUUUCUCCAGAGAAUUAGAACAUGUAGCGGCAACAUCACGAGAAUCAUCAGAGAACAUAACAAUGAUCCAUCCAAAUGUAGAGAAAUGCUUAAUUUCUUUAUUUAGGAUUGGACUUGUUUGUUCAAUGGAAUCGCCACAUGAAAGGAUGAGUGGGAUGGAUGUCAUCAAGGAACUAAGUCUAAUCAGAAGAAAUUAUUUUCCUUCUGGAGAGAAUAAUAGAGGCUAAAAAGAUUGCAUAAUGAAGGAUGGUCAUUGUCCACGUGGCCAUAAUCAGUUUGUGCGUGGUUUAGAUAUUUCAUUAUCAUCACUUAAAUUUUUAUGCCUUUGUAUUUUGUAAUCGCCCUUACAUUCAAACUUUUGGAUUUCCUUGAA